AACACUUCUGCAACCACAAGAGACUGGAAUUUUGCUGUUCCACCAGAAAAACAAGAUACAACAAUGCAAACCGUACUUUAGAAUCGAUCCUUUAAAGAGAUAAGGGAAGUUUUUGUCUGUUGGAUCAGACGGAAUUGACUCUAAAGACUGCCAAGUGGCCUGUUCCAGCGAGACCGACUGGCAACGUUUGACUCUAAUUUAAUUUGGACUAGCUCUUCCAUUUCAUAAAAUUUUUAUUUCUCCGAAUGGCUUCAAGUAGUGGAUCUGGAGGGAGAUCACCUCAAAAGCUACGGGAAGUAGUUAACUCUAGUAAGUUUGACGGUGUGGAAUUUCCUGAAGAAAUGAAAGCAAAUCUAGAAAAGCUAAGAGCACUGUCAAAAGAUGAUUUAUCAGAAAAUGGACUACUGCGAGGCCGCGUCGAUCAGCAGUGUGAACUGAUAUGCAUUCUAAAACAGCGUGCAGACGAAUCUCUGAAAAAGUCCACAACUCUGGAGGAAGAAAACAGUGAGCUUAAAAAACACAGAGACGAAAUAUUGACUGCAUUGCACAAUGAAACAAGGAAAUUUUCUGUAAUGGAGAAAAGAUUCUUUGCGCUUAAUAAGAAUCAUGAAGAACUUAUAAAAAUAAAGGAUGAAUAUAAAACAGAGAAUGACAAGUUACGGAUGGAAAACAGUACUUUGAAGAGGGAAAAUGAAGGUCUCUUUGGAAGCCUUGUACAAGAGCGAGAUGCACAAAUAAGGCAACUUAGAGAUGAGUUGAAAAGUCUCUAUGAUGAAUAUGAAGCUGCAAAGGGAAAAGAAAGGGUAGCAUUGGGGAAUCUGUCUGCUAUGGAAAAGAAGCAUGGUGAGCAGACUGAAAAACUUCAAAAAGAAAUCACAGUGUUGCAGAGAGAAGCAGAAGAGCAGCAUAGGAAGUCAGAAGAAAAGUUAAAAAUGUCCUUAAUAGAGAAAGAUGAAACUCAAGCAAAGGCAUUGGGACUGGCCAAAGAUAGAGAUGAGUUUGCAAAACUGGCUUUGGAAAGAGGGAAGGCUUUAGAAGAAAAACAAAGAGAAAUUAAAGAGCUUUGUCAGAAGCUAGAAGAGACGGAAAGAUCAUUGAAAGAGACUGAAGAUAAGUUUGUGUCUGAACUACGCAGCAUGUCAGUGAACGCACAAGUUCUAAGACUCAAAAAACAGCUUGAAGACUCUGAAAGAAGACAAAGGGAAAGUGCAAAGGAGCACGAUGCAUACAAACGACAUAUGUCCACCUUGUUGGGAAAGGAGAAAGAACUGAAUAACAAGCUCAGAGUUCUGAUUGGCUAGAAUGCUUCGGAUCCAGUCUGCACAACGUUUGUGGGCUCGGCACGACUGAUGAACAAUAGUCACCAACACGUAUUUAUAGCACAGAAGAACUUUAAUAAAUUCAGGCGUAUAUUUUAAACCUUUAAUUCGGGGGGGGGGUAACAAAUUAAGUAUAGACAUGACUGUGUAUUACUAUGAGUAGUGUGUCUCUAUUUGCUGGAUUCAGCUCGUAGCUGUCGUCCCGAAGGUUUCCUUGCUUGCAGGAAAGUGUAAGGCUGGAAGGGUCUACAAAUUCGUGCCAGACACCCGACAAAAGACGUCUUCCCGACUUGUCUCAAACCUUCCCGUGGGCAGAGAAACGUACAUCCUGAUGAUAAUAACGUGCGCCUGCUCUCAGGCUAUGAGGGCAGCGAGUGGAAACUGUCGUAAGACUUCUGUUAAUCUUUGGUCUCAACUUUCAUUAGUUUUCUCACAUUUUUGAUAUAUUAAAUUAAAGUUCUGCACUUUGUGAUU
Messenger RNA from Stylophora pistillata, 1793 nucleotides. Its product is annotated as coiled-coil domain-containing protein 89. The record is from RefSeq and is a predicted model, not a curated record. NCBI's taxonomy places the organism in Eukaryota, Metazoa, Cnidaria, Anthozoa, Scleractinia, Pocilloporidae.